Coregonus sp. 'balchen' is the source of this 12193-nucleotide messenger RNA. The record is from the annotation of a GenBank genome assembly. Lineage: Eukaryota; Metazoa; Chordata; Actinopteri; Salmoniformes; Salmonidae.
AUGGAAGUUGAAUGUCUAGCUUUGAGAGAUCUCAUAAGUCCAAAGAAGAGCAAAGCAGACAUAGAGGAUGUCAGAGGCAGAAAUGAUCAGAAGGUAUGUUUUGAUUCAAAGUCAAAUGAACCCUUCAAUUCCUUAUUAUUUAUAUCCAUAUUAUUCCUUAUUGAAGAGACACCCUCAGAAACAAUCUUCAGUCAAUUCCUCUUUUCAUGAAUUUGUAGCACAGUUAUAUGACAUGCCUGGAGUGUCUUGAAAUAAGAUUAUCUUUCUCACAUGAUUUAGAUAGUUAAGCUUACGUUAUUACAAUACUUAUAUUAAGUAGAUCCGCCUACAAAUGCACCACAUUUCAUAUCACUCCACCCCACUUAAUCAAAGUUCUUAACAUCAUGCUCCUUCACAGGAGAACAGAUGUGUGGAUCGAAGAAGAACCACCCCUCACAAGAUGGACACCACGGCCACCAUGCUGCUGUAUGGCAGCAAGGCUCCCACCCCGGAACACCUCCACGGCACCCCUGUUAAGCCUUCUGAGCGGGGGGCGGACCCCUGGACCCCCACGGCCAACCUCAGGAUGCUCAUCAGUGCUGCCAGCCCUGACAUCCGCGACAGAGAGAUGAAGAAGGUGCUGUUUAGGCCCAUUGAGAAUGAGAGAGCAUUGGAGGAUGUCGAGGUGGAUGGCACGUGCCAGGUACCCUUUGACCACUCACUCUUUGCGUCCCAAAUGGCACCCUGUUCCCUUUAUAGUGCACCACUUUUAACCAGGGCCCAUAGGGCUAAAAGUAAAAAAAAGUAGUAAACUGUAUAGGGAAUAGGAUAUCAUUCGGGACACUCUCACUGACCCCCUAUACUGAAUUGAUGGUGAUGGCCGCCUUUGGGCGAGCAUUUGGUAUUGUGUUAUGGGUAGUUUGUAUGGAAUGAGAUUAGCAAAGGUUAUGCCAGAAACUGUGCUGGUAGGAUAUGUUAUCCCGAAUACAGUGACAUUAUCAUCAUACUGUUGGAUUUGAUUAUCAUCUUCCAACUAAUGGAUUUGUAGAUGCUGAAAUCUUAAAAGUAUAAUGCUGUGGUAAAUGUUUACAAUUCUUGACUGAAUACAUUUCUUGCCAAUGCUUUGUCUCUCUGAUCAGUUUGAUGUGGUGGACGAGGAGGAGGAAGAGGGGGGGGGGACAAAGCCCAGCAGGAAGCAGAAGAGCCUGGGUCUGCUGUGCCAGAAGUUCCUGGCCCUGUAUCCGGACUAUCCAACCUCUGACACCAUCAGCAUCUCAUUGGACGAGGUGUCUACCAGCUUGGGUAAGAGACAAUGAAACCAGAGAGGGAGAUUUACAGCUACACCUGGGUCAUGUUCAUUAGGGCAAGCAAUGCAAAAUGUUUUGCAAAUGUUUCAGCGGUCCCUCCCUGUUUCAGUCCGUUAAAUAAUAAAUACCAUUAGGCAGAUGCUUUUAUCCGAAGCGACUUACCGUCAUGCGUGCAUACAUUUUACAUAUGGGUGGUCCUGGAAAUGGAACCCACUACCCUUGCGUUACAAGCGCCAUCCUCUCCCAACUGAGAUACAAAUGACCCGUUGUCUUCCGUUUGAUGACUAAUGAACACGACCCAGCCCAGGGAGGCUGCCAUAAUUGGUAACCGCACAGAAAGGAAGACCAUAAUGGAAACAGCUAAUGUAAUAUCCGUUUUAUGAGCAAUGUGAAGUUUCAUGCAUUAUUGGAUUUUGGAGACGGUUGCUAUGGAUACCUUCAUGCAGAGCCCUCGUAUCCUACUGUACCUUCCAGAAUAGCACCAGGUUGUAGUAUAAACCACUGUACCUUCUAGAAUAGCACCAGGCUGUAGUAUAAACCAAGCCAUGUCUGAGACUAUGAGGAAAGUUAAGAUGCAGCCAAACAUGAUCUACUGCGUCAUGAAAUCCUCUUGUGAAACAAUGUGGUACCUUAGUUAUAGCUUUGCAAUAUAACCAGCUCACAUAACGUAACAGUGAUGUCAUGUUGCUAACCCCAGUCUGACCUGUCCCUGGUGUGUGUCUGUCUUUAGGAGUGGAGCGGCGGCGGAUCUACGACGUCGUAAACGUCCUGGAGUCUCUGAUGAUCCUGGGGCGCGUGGCUAAGAACCAAUACGUGUGGUACGGGCGCCGGCAUCUGGGGUCCACCCUGGCCGAGCUGCAGGGGAUGGGCAGGCAGCAGCGCUACCACCUGCACAUGGAGCAGGCCAUGGGAGGGCGGUCACAGAGAGGGAGCCACCACACACCCCCCAGAGGAGGGAGGUGAAGCAGACUCCAGCUGUGGUGAGAGCAGAGUAGGGGGAGGUUGCCCCUAGAUGCUGACCUUGGUAUAGUUUUACAUUUUCCUAAAGGGACAAUCUGUGAUUGCUAGAUCAGGGGCGGCUGAUGGACACAGGGUUGAAUUAUAAUUUGGGAUGUGUGAGUGAAGCUAGAAGUUUGGUGUCAAUUAUGUAUGUAUGUCAAUGGGAGAUUUGGCAUGCGUUCAUGCUCUGUGUGUAUCUCAAGUUUGGAUUCAUUUGGAUGUGCCGGGUGUGUGUGUGUUUUACAAAAUUAUUUUGUCCUAUUUUCUGUCUAAAUACAGGAAAUCUGAUUACUGAAGGUUAGGUCAACUGUAACAAGCUACUUUCUAGACCGCAAUGCAUUCUGGUCAACCGUCUCCGUGACAGGAGUAGCGUGAAGUUGCCCCUAGAUGCUGAUCUUGGGUCAGUGUUAUAUUUUCCGCACUAAUGGUUAAGGUUAGGAUUGGGGGAAAAGUUCACCCCAGAGCUUUUCACAACAGGUAAUGGAUCACUUAUACCCUGUGUCAUUAUUAGUCAAACAGUCUGGUUAAUUAACUUCAACGGGUGUUUGGAGAUUACUAGUUAAUAUGUGCCACAACAAAAGCUCAGUCGCCAUUCCUCUGCUGUCAUCUCCCAGUUGUAUCAGUGAUCCAUCACAUUGACGAGGAGCGCAUUGUCAUUACAAAGAAACAAACAUUAAUGCUAAGAAUCCCAUCAGCCUUGAUAAACCUUGAGGCCGCCACUCCCGUCUCCAUGACGAUGAGGAAUGCUUUCAUUGACUUGGGCUUAAAGGCUAAUUAACUAGCGUUAAUUUAGAACCGUGUGUAUUAUUUCAGUACUGGGUGCUGUGUUGGAACACAUUACCUCUUGAAGCACUCAGUAAUGAAGAAAAAACAUCUGGCUGCUGAUUUGCGUCAGGGCUUCCUGCCACUAAGAAAUAAUGACGGUGUACCAACCACUGCUGUUGACUCAAUGUGUUUUGCUCUCUGUGUUCGCUGCCGAAUGACAUUGUCGAGUCUAACUGACAGUUAUUUCAUUUGUGUUUAUGAGAAAAUUCAUUAUCUUGUCAGAAAGUCAAACUGUCGCGGUGGAGGCAAUUAUUCAUUACUGUAAUGUUGACGUGGUUACUGUAAUUAUGACUGUUACUGUGGUUGUGUUUGCGGUUAGCUGUGUGUUUCGACAAGGCUAAUUAGGUAGCUGCAUGUAGCUAGCUAACAACAGUCCAAAGCUACGGUUCCCUAGAGGCAGUGGUUGCCAUGGAUCUGGCGUCCCCCCCUGCAGAACACUAGGCCUGCCACCUCCUGUCAUAACGUGUCCCGUUGGUGUCACCCUCAGGGAGAGGAGGGGAGAGUCCUCUCUCUCACUGAAUAAGGAAUGUUGUGGUUCGUAUUGUGGUCCUGUUUGACAAGACAACCUGUUUGACAGGUAACUCAGGUCUUGAAUCAAAUUCCCGUUUCUCUGUAACAUGUACAAUAAAGUUGUACUAUUAUUAUUAUAGGAGGAGCGUGUGACAUGCUGUAGGUCGGAUUCAAACCCAUGCUGACGCCGGUAUGUAGCUAUGCUGUCGGCAGCACUGAGCACUAGACCAUACAAGCCACUGCAACGUCCUAUUCAUUAGUGCGCACCAUCGCAAAACGUUUUGCAAUGGAAAGCGAAAACAAGCAUUUCUUAUUGGACAGGUUCCGGUAGUUCCCUCCAUGUUUUCUAUUUUCUUCCAUUUGCCACUCAGUGAAUAGGACCCAGUACUCCCUUUAACUUUGUUCUGCUUGUCUGUUUGCAGCGGCCGCCAGCACGAGGAAAGACAAGUCCCUACGCAUCAUGAGUCAGAAGUUUGUCAUGCUCUUCCUGGUGUCCAGGACCCAGACAGUCACUCUGGACGUGGCUGCCAAGAUCCUCAUCGAGGAAAGCCAGGACCCCGCCAGCCACAGCAAGUACAAAAGUAAGGAUUCUGUUACCCUACAAAGUGCACAACUUUUGACCAGAGCCCAAAGGGAUCUUGAGGAUUUUGGCGUGCAGUCGAAGAGCCUCUGACACAAUAGCAAGUCCAGGUCGUCCCUGCCUGUUUCAGUCAGUUUCUUCCCUUUGGGGCCGAAUGAUCACAACCCAGCCACCAAAUAGCUGCGGGUUGAAGUUUCCCCUAGUGUAGGUCUAGGAUCAGCUUCCCCUCUCCUAAUCCUAACCUUAACCAUUAGUGGGGAAGAUGGAAAACUGACCCAAGAUCAGUGUCUAGGGGCAACUUCACUGGACACCUCAGAUACCCCCAGACGUCCCUCCAAUUGGCCUUUUUACUGUGGUGAUAGAUCUAAACGAUAACUCUGAUUCUAAUCUGUCUUCAGCUAAGGUGCGGCGGCUUUAUGACAUCGCCAACGUCCUGACGAGUCUGGGAUUGAUCAAGAAGGUCCACGUCCGGGAGGAGAGGGGGAGGAAGCCUGCCUUCAAAUGGAUCGGCCCGGCAGACUUCCACACCCAGCCAUGGUAAGAUUGAAUUGAAAUGAUUUGGGUAGUGAAUAAUACAACAAGAUGUGGAUACCCAGAGGAUAGCGCUUAAAAGCAUUCAUUAAAACACUUUCCAAAGUGGUCCUCGGUGGUAAAACAAAUAACAUCACUCCCAUAUUGGUUCAGAUGGGCAUUAGCUCAGUGCUUCAUAGAGAGACUAUAUAUUAACCAAUAUUACAGUAAAUGGAUAUAGAUGCAUUAUACAUUAAUAAUGGAACUGUCUUCACUACUAAAAACUAAUCAUAAACUUGUCUAUUGACCAAGACUAACACGCUCUGGGAUGAAUUUCCCCUAGGUACAGAUCUAGGAUCAGCUUCCCCUCCUCCAAUUCUAACCUUAACUAUUAGUGGGGAAAAUGCAAAACUGACCCAAGAUCAGCGUCUAGGGGCAACUUCACCCUACUCCUACUACCACACAGAACUCACUGGCCACUCAAAUGUUUUUCAACAGAGGACUCGGAGGCUGUGGAGGCCAUUGCUCUUCCAGGCGGCAGGAAACAGAAGCUGGCACGCCACGCCUCCUUCAGCGUGGUGCCCACCUCCGUGGCCAGCCAACGCCUCGUCAACUCGGCCCCCAGCAGCCCACGCAGAGAGGUCACAGGUAAGGAGUCAGGACAGACCGCUCACAUCACCAAUGGCUACGUGGGUUAUAGCAUGGUGCUGUCAACCAUCAACCAACAAUCCACUACUAAUCUGUUGAUAUGUUAGGGUUACUGUUAGAGUUAAGACUUAGGAUAAGGUUAGGGCAAGUGGGUAGUUAGUUGAACAUCUACAAACCAUCUAUUUGGGUAUCCAAAUAAAGUAAUACCUGUAAAUGUAAUUGAGUAUCUCACGUCUCCUUCGGUUCUGUCCAGGUCUGCUUCCCCAGCCAGUGGACUAUUCCAGAAAGUGUGUGAGCAGCAGCGCCGUGUGCCGGCUGAGGUUUGGAACCACUGUUACAGGGUAAGUAGAACACACACGGAAGGAGGCUCACCCUCACACACCAAACAUCCCAGGUGGCUAUGAAUCCUGUUCCUGAUCACGCCAUCCAAUAGUACUAACUUUAGAUUUACUGCAAACAAUCCACGACUUAUGUGUUACAUUUCAUGAUCUAUUACACUGAUGGCCAACCUGUUGCGAAGGACUAGCUUGUUGGUUGAAUGUAAUGGCGCGUAAGGCCCAUUGGUAUACAACAGACAUACAACAGGGCUGCCAUGUGAAUAAAAUGAAUGGAUGUAUCCCAAAUGGCACCCUAUCUCCUAAUAGUGCACUAAUAGGUCAAAAGUAGUGCACUACAUAGGGAAUAGGGUGCCAUUUGAGACGUAACCUAUGCAGUGAUUUAGUUGGAGCUCAGGAACAGGAAACUGGGCCCUUAGAGGAAGUGAUGCGUGCAAAUGACCAGCCCCAGAGGCUCCGGCUUGGAGUUUUUAAUAGGUCGGCUGAAACUCUCCGCAAACUGUUAUUGGUCCUCGUCUUCACAGUUCAUUUAAUUUAUAAAAGGUGGUUUUUGUAAUGUUUCGCUUUGAAUUUUUACUCUUACCCUUGUUUGUUGGCGUUGGCUCCCACGUCAAGCUUUAGGCUGGGUUUGACAUGUUUUACAUGAGUUGGCUGCAGUUUCUCCUGGUUCUCUCGGUUUCUGACCAUUUCUACUAGGGAUGUGGUGGCUAUUUCACCGGUGGCCAAGCCACAGCCGUCUCAAGGCUGUUGCUGCUCUAAGUGUUUUUGGAGUGGGGAUGGAGGAGGGGAGGAGUCGAGUAAAGGUUGCUGGUUCCAAACUGCUGAGAGGGAGUGUUAUUAUUUCUUAGAAAAUCUGAACACUGACUAAUGCACCACAUUGUUUUGGGUUUCUGACAAAAAGAGCAUUUAAGGAUUUUACUACUUUAUGUUGCUACAUUCUAAUGUGCCAUUUUGUUUUUAUAAACAGUAUAAUGCAGGGUUGUCAAACUCAAUUCAUAAAGGACCAUGUCCAAUUUAGACCUAGAGAGUUCCUAACUAAUGAAUAACCUUAAUUGGAGCGAAAACCCGCAGACACUCGGCCCCUCCAGAAAUGGAAUUUGACAGCCCUGUUACAGAGCAUUUGCCUGAAGAGAAUGACAGAAACUGAUGUCUAAGUUGGUUCCUCUCUGUCUUUGCAGUGCCUCCCACCCCAGCGGCGGACUUCGGAGCCCCACCCACAGUGACGGCAGCUCCCUGCUCUGCUCCCCGGGCCUAUCCCCCCUGGCCGUGCCCAUCCACCCAGAGGGUCCAUACGUGGGACCCCUGUCCCCCCAUCCCCACCACAUGGCCUAUCUACCCAGCCUGUCCCAGGCCUCGGUGGUCAUGCUGUACGGAGGUCCGGCAGCGCAGGAGGGGCUUCACCGCUUGACCACGGAAGUUCAAAGGUCGUCAGGGUCCGGAGAGAGCAUCCUGGGGAAGAGGAAGAGGGAUGAAGGAGCGGAGGAGGAGAAGAGGGCGAAAAAAGACACGAGGGUGUCGCCUGAGCUGUCUGAAGAGGUGAGUUUAUGGGGAAAAGUGAAAUCCACAGAUGGACUGUGGAUCUCUGAUAGAUUCACCAUAAGCCUUACAAGCUUCAGGUAGGCGUUGGCCAUAUGUACACACUGUACCUAGCAUCAGAUUACUCAUCCCAACUGCAAUUUUGACCUUAGGUCACUGUAGAUCAGUGUCUAGUGACCACUUCAUCCUACUCCUGCUAGACCAAUCACAAUAAUGUAUGAUCCUGAUUUAAAGGGGAAGUUCAGUGUUUUACUACUUAAUGUUAGAGGGUUCCUCACCCUGAAAGUAAUGAAAAAGUAAACUUCCCCUUUAAUUAGAAGCGUGGUGAUUUGACAACCAACAAGACAGGUCAGGGACAGCGAUGCUUCUUACUGUAACGUCUCAGGCGUAGAUUCAGUCAGAUCACAUUUUAUUUGUCACAUACACGUGUUUAGCAGAUGUUAUUGCGGGUGUAGCAAAAUGCUUGUGCUUCCAGCUCCGACAGUGCAGUAAUAUCUAACGUUAACCAGCAAUAGCUGACACCUGCAUAGCGGAUGUUUUGGCAGUGUCAGAGGUGUAACUGCGUUGGAGCUGUCAGAUCAGUGAGCAGCUGCUCUUGAUCAUUGUCAUGAAGCCACACCCCUCCCACUCGCGUUAAAGUUCAGAACGAGAAAGUGUAGGCUAUAUUGAAAUAAUGAUGCUCAGAUUGCCAAUAGCAAUGUCCGCUUUAGGUAUAAUGACGUGAGCUGCUUGUAGAUUUGACAGCGCUAACGCAGUUCCAUCUCCGACACCACCAAAACAACCUCUAUGCGGAUGUCGGCUAAAGCAGAUCUGAUUGAACAGAGCCCUCAGUCUUCAUAACACUGGUUGGUUUCCAAGGUGACCAGUACACUCUUUAUGCAUUGUCAAUAAUGAGCUUCCCAAUGAUGCCCUUUUGUUAUUUAUAAGAGUGACUCUCACACUGAUACUACUGCUGGGAAAUCUCACACACACACACACACACAGCUGCCUGUCUGUCUGGACACUCCAAUUAGACCGACUCUAAAGAUCACAGUUGCACAGUUACAGUGCAUAACUUUGUCCUCUGUUGCUUUCAUUCAGCGUUUGUACUGGAAGUAUCUGGGUUGCUUUCUAUAUGGCACCCGAUUUACUAUAUAGUGCACUACUUUUGACCAGGGUCCAUAGGGUAGUGCACUAUGUAGGGAAUAGGGUGCCAUUUGGGACUCCGUCCUGAACUCGUAGGGGGGAGUCAGACCAGUGUAAUCCCCAAAUGGUUUGUUUUACGUACGGGAAUGUUUUCUCCAAGGAGGGAGUUUCAUUUUCCUCCACGGGUGUGUCCCAAAUGGCACCUUGUUCCCUAUGGGCCCUGACCAAAAGUAGUGCACUAUGUAGGGAAUAGGGUGCCAUUUGAGAGGCUGCCCGUGAUUUUCUGAGGUUCAGUACAUGUGAAGGUGAAAGACAUAACUCAGAAGAAUGUGCUGUUUAUGUUUAGAGAUCUCAUCAUAAUGAAAAGAGGUUUCCUCCAAAGUUGCUUAGCAACAUUAUACUGAUUGAUUAGGGAAUCGAGAGCUUCCGAUGAUGGUAUGAAGACAUUGUAAAGGACAUUAUGAUGAUAUGAAUACAUUGUAAAGGUCAUUAUGAAGAUAUUGUAAAGGUCAUUAUGAUGAUAUGAAGACAUUGUAAAGGACAUUAUGAUGAUAUGAAGACAUUGUAAAGGACAUUAUGAUGAUAUUAAGACAUUGUAAAGGACAUUAUGAUCAUAUGAAGACAUUGUAAAGGACAUUAUGAUGAUAUGAAGACAUUGAAGUAGUAGAGGUCAUUAUGAUGAUAUGAAGACAUUGAAGUAGUAGAGGACAACAUUAUUUCAGUAUAUUUCAUCAUCAUACAUGCUCUGAUUUAAUGUAGAAAAUUCAGAAAAUCUUGUUAAUGAUUCCCGAAAGCAGAGUAUUAAAUUAAAAUAUGAAUCACUGCAUGCUCACUGAUUAGGAUACAAUUAUUCUAAAUUUUAAUUAAACACAAUGGCAUUAUCAUUUUGGUGAUGUAUGGGCUAUUUUUAAUUGUACAAAACUCCACACUAUUAAUCUUACCCUCUCACUUCCAUUAAACUUGAGGAGCUAGAAAAGUAAUGUGAGGUGUGCUCAGAUACACCCAGUAUAUCUUACCUAGCAGUGGUCUAGAAAAUGGACCUAAACCAAAGUCACAAAAUCCUCUGCAGAGGAAGCAUAGCAUUUCACAUUACUUGUGCUUGAACAAUUAGCAAAUCAGAGCUAUGAUUUUGGUAAAUGAGCCAUGCAAUUUCAUUAUUUGAGAGGGAAAUGUGAUCAAAGCUCAUCGUAAAUUAUUUCUGGGAUGCACCAGGGAGCGCUGCAGCAUUGGGCUGUGGGAGGGUCACAUUAAAACGGAAGAAUAUGGCUGGCAUGAACACUGAAUCCUCAAGGCAUUUGUUUUAUUUAACUCUCAGGAGGGUAUCUUCCUUUUCACACGCAUCUGAUUCCGGGGUGAAGUUUCCCCUACACUCUUAGAAAAAAAGGUGCCAUCUAGAACCUUAAAGAGUUCUUCGGCUGUCCCCGUACAGAGGGUUCUACAUGGAACCCAAAAGGGUUCUACCUGGAACCAAAAAGGGUUCUCCUAUGGGGACAGCCAAAGAACCCUUUUGGAACCCUUUUUUCUAAGAGUGUAGGUACAUUUCUAGGAUCAGUUUCCCCUCCCCAAAUCCUAACCUUAACUAUUAGUGGGGAAAAUGCAAAACUGACCCAAGAUCAGCGUCUAGGGGCAACUUCACCCUACACCUCUUAACAUGUCUCUUGUUUUUAUUUUCCUAGAGGAAGAGUGUGGAGGGAAGGAGUGUGGAGGGGAACAGCUUGCAGAUGACCACCAGCCCAAGGACCAGCUCCCCAGGCCAACCAGGGGGGCUAGCCAGGGAAGAGGCCUCAUUGAGGGACAUCAGAGACGGGGAGGUGGGCAGACACAGCCCCCCCAACAACCAGGUCCAGCCUUCACACUACCUCUAUGUGCCUAACUCUGCAGGUAUGCUAUGUUAAAAACAACUCGCUACCAGUCAGUCAGUGUUGCAGUGUUGCUCAGUUACAAAGCAAAAAUCUACAUUCCAUGUGUAUCUCAUUAUCCACACAAGCGUCAUUCUUUUAGUUUGCUUGUCUAAAACAUGACAUUAGACUCUACCAGUAUGGAUAUUGGACUGUACAGAUAGUGUUGAUAGAUGCGUAAGGUCUACUUAGGAGCAGUGUCCUUAACGUAGUGACCUCAGUCCCAUGUAGGGUUUUGUAGUCUUCCACACCUAUUUUUCUAGAUGUGGUUGUAAUUUUGGGCUGUACCUCGUCUCCUGUUGGUUGAAGCGAUGUAUCCUCCCCCUCCUCAUGGCUCCAUAGGGCGCUGGUCAAAAGUAGUGCACUAAAUAGGGAAUAGGGUGCCAUUUUUUCACAGAUGACUCGUCCUCACUCCCCUCUCCCCUCCAGGUCUCAACAGUCUCAACUUCCUCCUCUCUGCUGGUCAGACGCCAGACGGCCUGACUCUACCUGCUGGCACCAUGCCCACUCUGACCCUGCCCUACGUCCUCGUGUCCUCCUCCACCCUCUCCCCCUACCCGCUCAUGGCCAACGGGGGCGAUGCCCAUGCCAACCUCAAUUUCAACAUGUCCGCCAUGAUGUCCCCCGCCUGCUUCGUGAUGGGAGCCGCCGUGGCCGGAGCCCCAGAGUUCAGUGGAUUGGCAGUGGCGCCGGCCCUCUCCAGUCCAGAGCAGCACCGGCUGUUCGGGUCGGGACCCAUACCUCCACAUUCUCCCUUGGAGCCCAGGCCGCCUCUGACCUUCAUCCAGACAGAGACACAGGUGAGACAGGCAGACAGACAGGCAGACAGACAGGCAGACAGACAGACAGGCAGACAGACAGGCAGACAGACAGUGCCUUAACCACUUUACAUGGAUCAGAUUGUAUUUGGAAAGCAGUUGGUAAAUUGGGUACUUUUUAAAAUCCAGUCACAUGAUGUAUGACCUUUUGGGUAGCAGACAGACACUCUGGAAAUGCCACCGUCUAACUUGACUCAGUUUAUCAUGUUUAACUACUCCACAGCAGUUCAGCUUUUGUUUGCUUUCAAAGAUUAUCCCCUAAACGAAAUGUUGCUUUUUUCACCUCGGUAGUGUUGAUUAAUCUUUAGGCCAUUAAAAGACAAUGAAUGCUCCCCAGCAUAGCUCUGAUGAUGUCUCUCUGUGCCUCGAGAGGACACUUCUCAGAUGGCACUCUAUUCCCUAUAGCUAUAAUUCACUACUUUUGACCAGAGCCCAUAGGACUUUUGUCAAAAGUAGUGCACUAUGUAGGGAAUAGGGUGCCAUUUGGGACGAAGCCUCCCUCGUUAGACCUUCGGCGCCAAAUGAAGGGACAUUAUUAAUGAUGGGACGAGCCAACGUGUACAUCCGUAAAAAAAAAAUGUUUAUCAGCCAUGUACACUGUCUCCCACUCCUGCUAUGCGCCCCCUCUCCUAACAUUGAUGAAAUGAAGUCUGUAUACAAGUGGUCCGUUUCCAAAUUGAGGUUGUUCGAUUGCUCUGCUUAGAAAUGCAUAGCUAUGUUUCGCAGUGCCCCCGUUCAAGCUGAAAUGUAUCCUUCGCUGGAAAACUUUGUGUUACUUAGAAUUAAAUUGAGUGGUAUUUUAUAAGGCUGGUAUUUGGAAGAGGGGGUGAGGGGGGAUGGAAUACUGUCACAGUGAUACUCGACUGCCAGGGUUGAUAAUUUUUCUGGAGUGAGACGCUCGGCAGAUGCAGCUCUCCUUAAACUGUGUGGUUUCAGGGCCUCACUCUCUCAUCUCUUUCCUCCACAGACACCACAGACUCCCAAGGAGGCGGCAGCCGGCGGAGGCUCCAAGGCCUUCUUCCAGACACCGGGGACCCUGGGAACGGCCACCACAACCCCCCUGGCCCGCCGACGAGGCUCCGCCCAAAGGAGGCUGGACAUCGGCCACCUACCAACCAAUUAG